Messenger RNA from Penaeus vannamei (Pacific white shrimp), 831 nucleotides. The record is from RefSeq and is a predicted model, not a curated record. Lineage: Eukaryota; Metazoa; Arthropoda; Malacostraca; Decapoda; Penaeidae.
AUGGGUGCCUCACUCGCGCCCGCGCUCGUACGCCCACGCCCCAUAUCACGACGGGGACACACUGCGGCGACACAUCCACGUCCGGCUGCGUCGGCGGGCGGCUCACUGGCGGCUCGGGCGUCCGUCGGCCAGGCGCUCCUGCAAGAGAAACAGCGAUUAGGCACGGCAUGGGCGCGCAGGAGGGCAGUCCUCCCGAUUCCCGGGUCGAAACCGGGUCCCAGAUGCGUCAUGCGGCGUGGGCGGCGCCCCUUGGUCAAGCUAGAAGAGCUGGAAACUGUUGUGUUGGACGGAUGGAUGGUUUGGGGAGCUGGAAACAGUGACCUAGCCAAGCUUUUGCCCAGGCUCCAAGAUCUCGACAUCUCUAAUACUCUCCUUUCCUCCUGGGAGAGCAUUGCACAAAUUACACGUCAGCUUCCAAGCCUUAGAUUCCUUAACAUCAGUGGCAACAAACUAAAGCUGCCCAACAAUCCAGAUGAACUGCAGGAGAGUGUAUGUCACAUCACCCACCUUGUCCUCAACAACAUGAAGGGUUACACUUGGUCAGACCUCAUGACUUGCUGUGUCAUGUUUCCAACGCUCAGGAAGCUGCAGAUUGCCUUCAAUAAGCUAUGCAAGUUAGGACCAGUUCCUGUGGGUCUCUUUGAUUCUCUUGAAGAAAUUGACAUAGGUGUCAACCCCAUUUGCUCUUGGGAAGAAGUGUGUCAUUUGGGAACAAUUCCAAGUAUUUGCCCGUACUCUGAACAAAGUAAGCAGUCUGUUGUGCCAUGGGGUUAUAACUUAUCUAGGCAAUCAGGUUGUACCAUUUCACAGAAGGCUGUGUGUGCCUCAUAG